Eruca vesicaria subsp. sativa (arugula) is the source of this 1345-nucleotide messenger RNA. The record is from the annotation of a GenBank genome assembly. Lineage: Eukaryota; Viridiplantae; Streptophyta; Magnoliopsida; Brassicales; Brassicaceae.
CUCUCUUAUUUCUUUAUAUAUUUAGUCUCAUUAGAUUUCAUUUUACCAUGUAAAUACUCGAUUCAGAUUCAUGUCUAGUUUCCUUAGAUCUAGCUCUUGAUUCUUCAGAUAUAGAUUCUCUAUAUUGUAUUUGCAUGUUGGUUUCGAUAAGAAAUGUUGGUUUGAAAAAGAGCUGAUAUGUUGUUAUCAAUGAAACUAUAAAUCGAUAUAAGAAAUGUUAGUUUUUGCUGUGCUGCAUUCCGACAGGAACAUAUCUUUUUGCGAUGGAUGAUGAUGGGUUUCGCAAUUGGGGUUACUACGAACCAGCGGCUGCUACAUCAUUCAAAGGUAAUCUCGGUUUACAGCUAAUGCCAACCAUUGAUCGGAACACUAAACCGUUUCUACUCGGGCGAGACCCUAAUCUAAUGAUUGGCCAAACCGGUUCAUACCACCAACACCACCACCACCUUGAGCCUCACAUGAGCUACAAUCUGAUUAACCAACACAAAGACAAGUUCUUCAACAUGUUACCUGUCACAACCACUCCUAAUUACGGAAAUGUCCUUCCACAAACUUCCUCAUCCCCAUCCAUGCAUAUGAAUCUCCACCAUCACGAGGAACAACACCCGAUUAAAUGCGAACCGGACAUUGUUGAGACUAAGAAGAGAAAGCCUAAUUCAAAAGCUAGCACAAAGGCGAAGAAGCCUCGUAAACCAAAAGAGGAGAACAACAACAACAACACCAACAUGUCUAAAGUCAAACCGGCUAAGAAAAGCUUUGACUUGGUUAUUAACGGAGUGAAUAUGGACAUUUCCGGUUUACCCGUCCCGGUUUGCACUUGCACUGGAGCUCCUCAGCAAUGCUACCGUUGGGGUUGUGGUGGUUGGCAAUCUGCGUGUUGCACCACGAACAUAUCUAUGCAUCCGUUGCCGAUGAGUACUAAGCGACGUGGAGCGAGGAUCUCGGGGAGGAAGAUGAGUCAAAGCGCGUUUAAGAAGGUUCUUGAGAAACUUGCUUCUGAUGGGUUUAACUUUGGGAACCCGAUUGAUCUUAAGAGUCAUUGGGCAAGACAUGGGACUAACAAGUUUGUUACCAUCAGAUGAUUAGUUGUCUUUACGUUGCUUUGUGUUUUUGUUGGAGUCUGUUUGUUUGUUUGUCAGAGAAGGAAGAAGAUGACUUAGAAAAUCUGCAGGGAAGUUUGAAUUCUUCUUUUUUUUUGUAUUUUUUUUCCUUCUUUCUGUUAUCUUUAUAAACAUUUUACUGACUUGUAAUAGUAAGUUGUAACAGAUAAUUCUUUUUAAUUAAAUGUUUUAUUUCUUAGAUUAUUUAAAUCGUGCAGACAAUUUGUACUAGUUGUUGAAUUUUG